AUGUUCAAGCUGCCCGGGAUCUGCGCGCGUGGUCUGAUUCGAGCGACCCGGAUCCCCCGUCGGAGUCCUUGGGUUCGGAGUGUCACCACCGAGGCUGCACUCUCUCCAGCCCUCUUGACCCGAGCACGGGUCUUGAACGCCGAACACAUCUCCCUCUCCGCCCAAUUGACCGAUGCCUUCGAUACCAAGAUAGCCAAGCGAGUCGGGGAAUUGACCCCGAUCGCACAGGCCGUGAAGGAAUGGGAUGAAAUCCAGAAUUCCAUGGUCGAACUCCGAUCCCUACUCGAUGACCCCGAGACCGACGUCGAAUUACGACCACUAGCCCUCGAGGACCUCGAGAGUAGCCAGGCCUCCCUCCCGUCCAUCGUCGACAAGCUCAAGCAAGCCCUCAUCCCCCGACACCCCUUCGCCACCUUCCCGUGUCUCAUCGAGAUCCGCCCCGGCGCGGGCGGCGACGAAGCCGGUCUAUUCGCCGUCGAAGUCCUCCGCAUGUAUGUGGCCUACUGCACGCGGCGAGGCCUCCGUGCCACCAUCAUCAAGCAGGACGUGGAGGACGGCACAGCCGAGGAUCGCAUGAGCGAGGGUGUGAUCGAGGUCGAGGCCGACGGGGCCUACGACAUACUGCGGACCGAGUCGGGCGUGCACCGCGUGCAGCGCGUGCCCGCCACCGAGUCCAAGGGCCGCACCCACACCAGCGCCGUCAGCGUCAUGGUGCUGCCCAGUUUCCCCGAAUCCGACGCCACCGCCCUCGGCUUCGACGACCCCAACAGCGACUACUACAUCGACCCGCAGGAGGUCAAGUCCGAGAAGAUGCGCGCCGGCGGCGCCGGCGGCCAGCACGUCAACAAGACCGAGUCGGCCAUCCGCCUCACCCAUCUCCCCACGGGCCUCUCCGUUUCCAUGCAGGAUUCGCGCUCCCAACACGCCAACCGCAAGAAGGCCUGGCAGCUGCUGCGCGCCAAGCUGGCCGAGCGCCGCCAAGAGGCCCGCGAGCAGGAGACCGUCGCCCUCCGCCGCGGCGCCAUGGGCGGCGUCGCCCGCAUGGGUCGCGGCGACAAGAUCCGCACCUACAACUACAGUCAGAGCCGCUGCACUGACCACCGCAGCGGCAUCACCCUCCACGACCUGCACGGCGUGCUCGAAGGGGGCGACGGUCUCGACACAAUUAUGGACAGCGUCCGCAACUGGAUGGUCGAGCAGGAGAUUCAGGCCUUGGCCGCGGAGGAAACGGCCAAACUCAAGAACCAGAAAUAA
Aspergillus candidus is the source of this 1254-nucleotide messenger RNA. Its product is annotated as putative mitochondrial translation release factor (RF-1). NCBI's taxonomy places the organism in Eukaryota, Fungi, Ascomycota, Eurotiomycetes, Eurotiales, Aspergillaceae. Bases 1 to 1254 code for a protein of 417 amino acids. Gene Ontology annotation, molecular function: translation release factor activity. The transcript has 3 exons. The record is from RefSeq and is a predicted model, not a curated record. Gene Ontology annotation, biological process: translational termination.